ACUCAAGGACUUCGGUUUGGCUGAGCGGUUCGAGGGAGAGAAGAACUGACAAAGAGGCGGGACAUCCGGAAGGCGGCCAAGAACCCCGGAAGUACAGCUCUUGGCGCAGGGUUUCUUAGACCCUCGUCUCCCUCCGACUCGAGUCUUCCUCUUUCCGGCUGGCGGAUUGAAGUCUGAGUGUCAGAGCCAACCGUCACCACCGUCGUGACUAGUGGCCAGUCCCAUUUCGUUGCUUUUGCUCUCUCAUACCGGAAGUGAGUCGAGGACGAGUAUCUUUUGAGUGUCAACCUGGAAAAGGGAGGUUGCUUACCUAGCGCGGGGCCGGACACUGUGGCACUCUUCACUAUAAAGCUGCCUACCUUGAAAGCAGUCCUGGCUUUUAAGACUGCCACCCAAACAACUCAGGAAGAGGAACUGAUAGUCUGUGCAUCCUAACAACACUGGACAGGACCCAGUAUGUCUCAGGCCACCAAGAGGAAGCAUGUGGUGCAAGAGGUGCUUGGGGAGCACAUGGUGCCCUCUGCCCGACAGCAGAUAGUGAAGGUACUCAGGACUCCAGGGAACAAUCUGCAUGAGGUGGAAACAGCACAAGGGCAGCGUUUCCUGGUGAGCAUGCCCUCCAAAUACCGGAAAAACAUCUGGAUCAAGAGAGGAGACUUCCUCAUUGUUGACCCUAUUGAAGAGGGAGAGAAAGUGAAGGCUGAGAUCUCCUUUGUACUUUGCAAGGACCAUGUGCGCUCUCUGCAAAAGGAUGGUCUCUGGCCUGCGGCCUUCUCUGAAGAGGCUGAGAAACACAGCAGUGUGAACAGACAGAAUCAGCCAGAACUCUCAGCUGAGCCACAGUUGUUAGAAGAGUCGGGUUCUGAAGAUGACUCUGACCUCUUUGUUAAUACCAAUCGCAGACAGUAUCAUGAGAGUGAGGAGGAGGGUGAAGAGGAAGAAGAGACAGCCUGAAGCCCCAGGACUCGCUUCUUUACUUGCUCAGGGACUACACCUGGCUUCUCUGGGCUCAGACAUUCCCAGGGCAGAACUUUUCCUUUGGAUGGGGACAAGGCAUGGCCCCUCUAAACUGACCUAGAAGAAUUAAACCCCUGGUGGGUGAUGACUUUACUGGUGUCAGAAUGGCUGUCUCUGUGGAGGGAAACUUGUGGAGAAGUAAAGCCCUAUUCCUUGGUGGAGGUCUUGGCACCUGUGGGCACACAGGGAUAGGAAUGGAAUUGA
Molecule: messenger RNA, 1221 nt
Organism: Nannospalax galili (Upper Galilee mountains blind mole rat)
Lineage: Eukaryota; Metazoa; Chordata; Mammalia; Rodentia; Spalacidae
Gene: Eif1ad
Product: eukaryotic translation initiation factor 1A domain containing
Exons: 6
Coding region: 457-954 (165 amino acids)
Biological process (GO): translational initiation
Cellular component (GO): nucleus
Molecular function (GO): RNA binding; translation initiation factor activity
Source: RefSeq, a predicted model, not a curated record